Electrophorus electricus (electric eel) is the source of this 8423-nucleotide messenger RNA. RefSeq names its product solute carrier family 12 member 5a (gene slc12a5a). Gene Ontology annotation, molecular function: potassium:chloride symporter activity. NCBI's taxonomy places the organism in Eukaryota, Metazoa, Chordata, Actinopteri, Gymnotiformes, Gymnotidae. Gene Ontology annotation, cellular component: plasma membrane. Gene Ontology annotation, biological process: potassium ion import across plasma membrane; chloride transmembrane transport; chloride ion homeostasis. The record is from RefSeq and is a predicted model, not a curated record.
AGAUGUGUGUGUGUGUCCAGCCCUGUGUGUGUGUAAGAGGGUGAGCGAGUAAGAGAGACCAUUUCAUCAUCCAACUCCUGCAGCUCUCACUCUCUGCGAUACCCUCCUCCUCCUGAAAAGAGAGGGAGAGAGGGAGUCAUACCACAGAGAGAGAAACAGAGAGAGAGAGAGAGGGAGGGAAAACGACAAGAAAAAAACAGCAGAGGGGAAAAGCGCUCUUUUUAUCGUGUUGUUCUUCCUCGGAGCUGAAGUGGAAAGGAAGACAGGUGGUGAAUCUGUCCAUCCUUCCCUCUCUCUUACAUCUCCGUGUACAGACGGGGGUGCGUGUUUUUUUCCCCUCACGAGCGGAGAACACUUUGGGAAGGACUGUAAGGACCGGGGGAGUGAAGUGAAACAGAGACAAGAUGCUCAACAACCUGACCGAAUGUGAGGAGGGUGAGGGGGGAGCAAACAGCCAGGGAGAUGGUAACCCCAAGGAGAGCAGUCCUUUCAUUAACAGCAGUGAUCCAGAGAAGAGCCAGCAAUAUGAUGGAAAGACCAUGGCCCUGUUUGAGGAGGAGAUGGACACAAGUCCCAUGGUAUCGUCUCUGCUCAGCAGCCUGGCCAACUACUCCAAUCUGCCACAGGGCAGCAAGGAACAUGAAGAGGCUGAGAACAACGAGGGCUCACGCAAGAAACCUGUGAAGGCUCCACAGAUGGGCACAUUGAUGGGAGUGUAUAUGCCCUGUAUGCAGAAUAUUCUGGGUGUGAUUCUGUUUCUGAGGAUGACCUGGAUGGUAGGCAUUGGAGGAGUCAUCGAAGCCUUCGUUAUCGUCCUCAUGUGUUGCUCCACGACCAUGUUGACUGCGAUCUCCAUGAGUGCCAUCGCCACCAAUGGAGUAGUACCAGCUGGAGGCUCUUACUACAUGAUCUCUCGCUCCCUUGGUCCUGAGUUUGGUGGUGCUGUGGGAAUCUGUUUUUACCUGGGAACCACCUUUGCAGGAGCCAUGUACAUCUUGGGUUGUAUCGAGAUCCUACUGAUCUAUAUCGUGCCACAGGCUGCCAUCUUUAAGAUGGAGGGCUUGGAGGGCGCAGAGGCAGAGGCAGCCAUGUUGAAUAACAUGCGAGUCUAUGGCACCUUGGUUCUGACCUCCAUGGCAGUGGUAGUGUUCGUGGGUGUGAAGUACGUCAACAAGUUGGCGCUGGUCUUCUUGGCCUGCGUCAUCUGCUCCAUCCUAGCCGUCUACGCCGGCGUCAUCAAGACUGCCAUCGAGCCACCUGUGUUCCCGGUGUGUCUUCUGGGUAACCGGACUCUGGUGUGGAAGGGCUUUGAUGUGUGUGCCAAGGUGAUUGAGCGGGAGAAUGUCACGGUCACCACCAAACUCUGGAGGCUCUUCUGCGACUCAGAGUUGCUGAACGCUACUUGUGACAGCUACUUUGUCAACAACAAUGUGACAGAGAUGCCAGGCAUUCCUGGGAUCACCAGUGGCAUUCUGAAAGAAAACCUAUUUGGGAAUUAUCUGGACAAGGGCAUGUUUCUGGAGAAGGUGGGAUAUCCCUCCGUGGAGGAGCCAGACGCCAUACCUACUAACACCAACCGCUAUGUACUGGCUGACAUAACCACUUUUUUCACAUUGCUGGUUGGCAUCUACUUCCCUUCCGUCACAGGCAUCAUGGCAGGCUCGAAUCGCUCCGGUGAUCUGCGGGAUGCUCAGAAGUCUAUCCCCAUUGGUACCAUCAUGGCCAUUAGCACCACCUCCUUCAUUUACAUGUCCAGCGUGGUACUGUUUGGUUCCUGCAUUGAGGGGACAGUACUGAGGGACAAGUUUGGUGAGGCAGUCAGGGGGAACCUGGUGAUAGGGACACUGGCAUGGCCGUCACCCUGGGUCAUCGUCAUUGGCUCCUUCUUCUCCACCUGUGGGGCGGGGCUUCAGAGCCUGACAGGCGCCCCACGUCUCCUGCAGGCCAUAGCCAGGGAUGGGAUAGUUCCUUUCCUCAGAGUAUUUGGCCAUGGCAAAGCAAAUGGGGAGCCCACAUGGGCCCUGCUCCUGACUGCCUCUAUUUGUGAGAGUGGAAUCCUCAUCGCCUCUCUGGACUCGGUUGCACCUAUCCUCUCCAUGUUCUUCCUGAUGUGCUACAUGUUUGUCAACCUGGCCUGUGCCUUACAGACUCUCCUACGGACCCCCAACUGGAGACCACGCUUCAAGUUCUACCAUUGGGCUCUGUCGUUCCUGGGCAUGAGCCUCUGUCUCUCGCUCAUGUUCAUCUGCUCUUGGUACUAUGCCAUUGUUGCUAUGGCAAUCGCCGGCUGUAUCUACAAGUAUAUCGAGUUCCGGGGGGCGGAGAAGGAGUGGGGCGACGGGAUCCGAGGGGUGUCCCUGAGCGCGGCUCGCUACGCCCUCAUGAGGCUGGAGGAAGGGCCGCCGCACACCAAGAACUGGAGGCCCCAGAUCCUGGUGCUGGUCAGUGUGGAUGUGGAGCAGAAUGUUGAGCAGCCCCGCCUCCUGUCUCUGACCAGUCAACUGAAGGCUGGGAAAGGACUCACAAUAGUGGGCACUGCCCUGGCUGGGACCUUUCUGGACAAUCACCCUCAGGCCCAGCAAGCAGAACAGUCACUGAAGAAGCUCAUGGAGACAGAGAAGGUGAAGGGCUUCUGCCAGGUGGUGGUCUCGUCCAACAUCCGCGAUGCCACUUCCCACCUGGUGCAGGCCAGUGGCCUGGGAGGCCUCCAGCACAACACUCUGCUGGUCAGCUGGCCCCGCAACUGGAAGCAGGCGGAGGACCACCAACUGUGGAGGAACUUCAUCGAGCUGGUCCGAGAGACGACGGCCGCCAGCAAGGCACUGCUGGUGGCCAAGAACACUGCAGCGUUCCCGUCCAAUGGUGAGCGCUUCACCGAGGGGCACAUCGACGUGUGGUGGAUCGUCCACGAUGGUGGCAUGCUGAUGCUCCUGCCCUUCCUGCUGCGCCAGCACAAGGUAUGGAGGAAGUGCAAGAUGCGCAUUUUCACUGUAGCCCAGAUGGAUGACAACUCCAUUCAAAUGAAGAAGGAUCUGACCACCUUCCUUUACCACCUGCGCCUAGAUGCCCAGGUGGAGGUGGUGGAGAUGCAUGACAGUGACAUCUCAGCCUACACCUAUGAGAAGACACUGAUGAUGGAACAGCGCUCUCAAAUCCUCAAACAGAUCAACCUUACCAAGACGGAGCGUGAGCGGGAGAUCCAAAGCAUCACGGACAGUUCCCGUGGGUCGAUACGCCGCAAGAAUCCAGCAGCGGUCACCACGCAGUUGAGCGUGACUGAGGAGACAGCCUCCGGGAGCAAGGAGGAGAAACCGGAAGAAGAGGAGCAGCUCAUCCACGACAAAAGCACGAACCCGCCCACCCCGGCCACGCCCCAGUCACCAGUUGCUGAAGCCGAGACCCCUGGCACAGUGGUCCAGAUGACCUGGACCGAAGCCAAGUGUGAUGGUGACCAGGCCAAGCCUAAAGGGCUCAGCGUGACCGAGGGCAUCAAAGACCUAUUCAGCAUGAAGCCAGAAUGGGAGAAUCUAAACCAGUCCAACGUCAGGCGCAUGCACACUGCUCUCAGACUCAAUGGUGAGAUUGUAAAGAAAUCCCAGGAGGCCAAGCUGGUCCUGCUCAACAUGCCUGGACCACCCAAGAACAGGAAUGGUGAUGAGAACUACAUGGAGUUCCUCGAAGUCCUAACUGAGGGUCUCAACCGGGUCCUCCUUGUGCGUGGUGGAGGUCGUGAGGUCAUCACAAUCUAUUCUUGAAAGACCAGCCUGCAUCACCCCAUCUCACCCCCACAAUCCCCCCAGACCUUAAACCCUUCCAACCACACAUUCACACACCCAACUCAAAAGACUCCCCAAGCAAUAGCCCAAGAAACAAUGACGCCAACCCCACCCCAAACCAGAGACACAGAGCGUGUAAUAUUACUCCUACACCCUCUUAAGCCUGCCUUCAGAAAGGUCCUUUAGUCUGAUCUGGUAAUGAGUUUUAUUAUGUUCUUGGUCUACUCCCAGUCUGUGUUUAUUGUGAGCUGGUGACCCACAGUUCACCUCCUGAGUCCAAUGCCACGUAUGCUAUGAGGACAAACUAAUGAUGUCAGUAUCGGUUGCAUUCCAGAAAUUUCCUUCAUCCCAGGUCUAGCCAGUCACUCUUCUUAUCCAAUUAGGAGACAUUCAAGGGUAGUUGCAAUGGUGCAGGCAGGUCAGGCAAUGUCUGUUACCUUUAGGGCCUUAUUUUCAUUUUACUUCUUGCAUUUAUUUAUGUACAAGAAAACAGAACUUGCCCGAACAACAGCUGCCAGACAAGCAAAGGAUACUUCGUUCAUUCCAUCACUGUGAGGGAGUGACGUAUUUCCGAGAUGGACUCCUGACGGCUGGGCUGGGGGAUCUGGUAUCACAGCAUGGACAGAUCUCCAAUAAGCCUCAUCUGUCACAAGCUGGCCCGGCUGCCGAGGAGAAGGACUCUCAUCUCUGUCACCUCCACAAUUUUGGUCCUCUGCGGCCUCACCUGGAGGGAACUGAGGUGAAAAUAAUUCCAGACUGCUCUAGGAAAUUUGUGUCUGUCUAGGGGGCAUACCCCGGGGGAAACUGUCCAUUAAGGGCAGUUAGGGGUGGGGGAUGGGUGUACUCCAUUUUCUUGGCACAGUUCUGUCAUUUUGUUUGCGCUCCUCCAUAAAUUCCUCAUUGUUUUCACAUCUCCUGGUUGGAUGUUGGCUAGCUGUGCCCUGCCAGCUAUGACAUGUGCCAAAAACAAGAGUGGGAAGAUCUGUGACUUGCUGUCUGAGAGCGAGGAGGGGAAAGCUGCACUGUUAAUCAGCAUUGCUGACAGCAUGACUAGAGGAGGAGUGAGGCUGGUCAUGUCCAGCUGAAUGUUAGCGGAUUAGUGUAAAUAGUGUACAAUCUUUGAGGUACUGAGAACUAUUGGUGUAGUAUUUUUUCCUUGAAUUCACUAACCAAGCCUCUGGUAAGGAGAUGUUCUUAUAUCACAGGGUCAGCUCCAAAAAAGGCUUUUGGAUGGCUUUAGGCUUAUCGUUAUGGCGUCUGGAAGCAGACCACACUGUACUGUAGCCCCUUUCACAAGCAUUCAACCUGCACUGGCAGCCACUGUGCAACAAAGUGAUUUAAUGAGUCUGUGGACUCAUUACAUGAGUGAGUGCCUGCAUAUGUGGUGUGUGUGUGUGUGUGUGUGUGUGUGUGUGUGUGUUCCAUCUGUGAGAGUGGAUUUAACAGGAUUUUCCCCCUUUUUACAAAAAGAAAAACAUAAAUGUUUGUUACAUUUACAGACAUCUCUCUAUUUAAAGUAUCUAUAACAGUUUAUAAUGUUAUUUGUGCUAUAUAAUAUAUUGUUUGCAUCAUAUAAAUUAAAAAGGAAACUAUAAAAAACAGAUUUUUUUAAAAAGAACUUCAAGUUAACAUAGAAGUAGUCUAUAAGGAUCAGAAGUUGACAGUAGACGAGAGGAAUUAAGUCCAACUCUAUGCAGACUGGUGUCAGUCGUAUGCAACGUAAUCUGAGUACCUGAGAGAGUUCUUGACAACACUUUUUAGAUUGCUUAUAACCAAAUGGUUAAACAUUAUAGACAAGUAACAUUUCAGUGUGCAUUUUUAAAACUGGAUUGUGCAAUAGAGGAAAUUGGGAAAUCUUGUAAUCAUUGCAUUAUUUAUUUUUGUAUGCAUAUAUUUUAUAUAUGUGGAUUUUACUUUGCAUAAUUUUCACAGCAUAAAUAGCAGUCAUAGCUAUAGUAUAUUUUUGUUUGCAUUCAAAGAACAGAAUUGUUAUGGUCACACAUGGGCACAUGUGGGAUAUAUAUGAGGAUAAAGGUAUAGUACUUUAAUGAAACUACAAAUAACAGUAUUUUCUGUUUCAAAGAUUAUGAAAACCUCUCCUAAGUUGUGAAUGCUGCUAAAGUACGGUUAGAUGGAUUUGUAUUGUGUGUAUGUACAUAGAAGAAAAACAAAUAUUUAAAGCUAUAUAUUCAAAAUAGUAGUGUGGAGGGUAGACAUAAAAAAAAUACAUAUCAGUGCUGGUGAUUAUUGCAUCGAAGAUAUAAUCAACAAUCAGUCGUAAAGGCGAAGCUGAGCUGAUCUGAUCUAAAACCACCCAGCUUCCUGACGGUGUUAUACUGAUGACGUCCAAAGUGGAAACGAAGCGCGCCCGCACGUGGCUGUUUUUUAGGGGAUCUAACGAGAGACGGACACGACGCACACUUCACUCUGAGCCACCGCAUGCACUCUGCUUUCAGUGACGAUGUGCAGUGUGUACGAGUCGCUUUUUUUUUCGCUAAAGCGUUCUGCCUGCGUAGACUGAGCCGUCCCACGCAUUUAUGAAAAAGACGACCACGAACUGGGUCGAGAAAAAAAAGAAGAUAAAUUUAACAGAUGAUUUCAGAUUAUUUGUAUUUUUUAUUACUGUUUGCAUGGUCUAUGUGUGAAUAUUCGUUUCAAUAGUUUCUAUUGUGCAUUGUAUGUAGAGGGUAGGAGCAAAAUUGAAAGGCAUCUGCUUGAAACUCGUGAUGCCAGUGGGCACCAAAGACUAAAUCAGCAGUAAGUGUGUCUCGGAGCAUCACGGGUGGACACAGCAUAACAAAAUGUUUGGAUGCAUUUUAUGGUUCCAUGUCGUAUUUUGCUAUUCAGAUCCAUGUUAAUUAGAUUAGGAUGAAACUGUGGUAUGAAUGGUUCUUGGAUGUAUAUUUGGCUUUGUAUAACAAAUGCUGUUUGGAAACACUAGAUUUCAGUGUACUUGUUCUUUGUUGUAUCACGAGGAUGCUUUUAACAGUGGUAUGGAAUCUUUUUUUCUGUUUAUUAUUUUAUUUAAAAUGUUACGUGCAAUAUUGAUUCAGAUGUUCUAUUGGGGAAAGGUGUGUGUGUGUGUGUGUGUGUGUGUGUGUGUGUGUGUGUGUGUGUGUGUGUGUGUGUGAUUACAUUUAUAGUUUGAUUGCUUACUCUGUGUCUGCUUUGAGCAUGGUCCUGUUAGACCAUGACGUUCAUCAGUGCUCUUUGUAUGCUAGAGGAGUGUACGUCACAUCUGUUCUAUGGUGGCUGAGACAGAAAUGCACUUUAUACAGGGUUAACAUUCUUUACGGUGGUGACAAUGUCGUUCAAGUCACCUUGCAGUCUGAGCAUGCUGGAUCAUUUCAGCUUUGAUAACUAGCUCCUUCUAGUGGAAAUGUGUGUACUGCAGUCAUAGAGGCAUCAGUCGUUUGAGGUUAUGGUGCGAGGUUGCAGACUGGACAGACGUUCUCUGCAGUUACAUACUACCUGAUCAUCAUAGUUUCUGCUGUAUAAUAUAGGGUUAAAUUUUAGGGUUUUUUUGUUUUGUUUUAUUAUUUAACAUUAAUCACAAACUUUUUGUUUCCAUUUUCCAAUCUAAAGAACACAGUAUAAGAACUAGAUUUAAAAAUUAAAGAUGUUAUGUUCUUUUUAACAAACAUAUAAAUAUAAUAACUCCUGCCCUUGGCUCACCUGUCUGUCCCCCAUCCCCUUUGUGCAUCUCACACACACACACACACACACACACACACACACACACACAACCAUUCCAAAAUGCCCCAUCACCCAUCAUCCUGACCCCUCCCCCUCUCCCUCCCCUCAAAACACUGUAUUCAAAGGUGAUUGCAGUAUAAAUCUAAUUAUUGAUCAAAGAUUAUAAACAAGCGCUUCCACCUCUGGGCGUGGCUCUGUUAACACUAGCACUGGACCGAGCGUGUCCAUCCGGCACUGCCCUCCUUGUCGCUUGCAUCAUCAGAGGAUGUUCAGAGAGGGAUAAGGCUAAUAUGUAGCAAGUGACAAAUCCAACAUUCCAUCAGUAGUUCUCAGAAGAAUACUGAUUCAAAGAUAUUUUAAUGGACUGGUAUUCUUUACAUGGUCACACAAAGAGUUUAAAGGGCUCUGGAUAACAAUCCAUCCUUGUUUCUGAGGUGUGAUAGUAGCUGCAAGUUUAUUGGGUGUAGCUGGGUACUGUUGGCAGAUGAAGCAUAUCUCUUUCCAUCCUUAGUGCCCCAUCCCCACUUGGUCUUUAGAACUUGAUCAAGAUUGGUAGGCUUUGUGUUCUGCAUAUAUUUCUUAUGAACAAAUUAUGAGCUAAGUACAUAUUACAAACAAGCACUGUCAGUUAAAGAUGCGUUAGCUAGAUUUCAGGUUCCAGAUGUGAAGUGAAACCAAAGCAGGGUUAACAGAGCCAGGGCCCAGGUCUGUUGUCAAACUCAAUGCAUGCACAUUAUUCUGAACAAGCAGAUAUAACUAUAUAUAUUCAAAUGUUUUGUGGUUCUUGGUAUUGCGUUCGCUCUGUUUUGUUUUGAUUAUUUUAACUGCCAAUGUGUUAUUUUUAUAAGAUGUGCUGUGUAACUUAUUGUGUACAAAUGCUUUAGGUAAAUCAGUAGGCUAUCUAGGGUAAAUGAGUGUGUUGGCUACUGGAGUUUUUUUUUUUUAUAUAGU